Messenger RNA from Aspergillus brunneoviolaceus CBS 621.78, 605 nucleotides. RefSeq lists its product as uncharacterized. The coding region runs from base 1 to 600 and encodes 199 amino acids. Lineage: Eukaryota; Fungi; Ascomycota; Eurotiomycetes; Eurotiales; Aspergillaceae. The transcript is spliced from 3 exons. The record is from RefSeq and is a predicted model, not a curated record.
AUGUCACUGGAAUCUCAGGCCGAACCCCCCUCCUUUUUCGGGGCAUGGACAGAGGAAGAAUGCUGGUUUCCGUCCGAUGAGGAGGACUCAGAGUAUCCAACCUACAACCCGGAGUCGGAUGAUCGACUGAAAACAAUGGGACUCCAUUACUACUUGGAUAGCUACAUUGGCGGCGCAUGGCCAGCGGACGAAACAAGCUUCCAAAUCUUAAGGUCAGAUCCCCGUCUGAAGGGGCUAUACGAACUUCCCAGUGUCGACGGCCACUCGUGGCAGGCGUCUCUCACCUAUAUCGCGCGUUCCGACGAAGAAAGCAGAUCAUCGCCGCCUCACUUCAGAUGUCUUCUGAGAAGAGAGGUUGCGGGGGAUGAGCGGCUCCUUCGGGGUGAACUCAUCACCAUUGUCAACUCGAUGAUCAACCGGCUGAGCUUCAAGUCCACCUUGCCUCAUACAAUAGCUCCUGUGAUGGUAUAUUCCCUUAAGCAUACCCAGCAAGUUCGCAUCCUGGAGGCCUGUUUCAAUGGCCAAAACCUUGUGGUCAGCUCGACUAAACUGUACGACAUGAUGACCGAGGACACGGAGAGCCUGGAAUUAUUCCUUUGAUGGUG